CCUCAGGUAACCGAUAAGAUGGCAGCCAGGGAAGCGACUGGGCACAGCUACCUGGUGGCUUGCUGGCAGCCCAUCCUGAUCCUGAUGCUGGGCUCUGUGCUGUCCCCAGCCUCCUCCACCGGAUGCCCAUCCCGCUGCGAGUGCAACCUCCAGGAACGCUCCGUAAUGUGCCACCGCAAAAAGCUCAUGACCGUCCCAGAGGGCAUCCCCGCGGAAACCAAACUCCUGGAUUUGAGCAAGAACCGGAUUCGAACCAUCAACCCGGAUGAAUUCGCCAACUUCCCCAACCUCGAGCAACUGGAGCUGAGCGAGAAUACCAUUUCCACCAUCGAGCCCGGGGCUUUUAACAACUUGUAUGGUUUACGGACAUUGGGGCUUCGUAGCAACAAGCUGAAGCUAAUUCAACUUGGCGUAUUCACUGGUCUAAGUAAUCUUACCCAACUGGACAUAAGCGAGAAUAAAAUUGUGAUCCUAUUGGAUUACAUGUUUCAGGAUUUGUACAACCUACGUUCCUUGGAAGUUGGGGAUAAUGACCUGGUCUUUAUUUCCCAUCGGGCGUUCCACGGUCUAAGCAGCUUGGAGCAUCUGAGCCUGGAAAAGUGCAACCUAUCCUCCGUACCUACCGAGGCAUUCACUCACCUUCACAGUUUGAUAACCCUUCGCUUGCGUCACCUAAACAUCAACAUUAUCCGGGAUUAUUCCUUCAAGCGGCUAUAUCGACUUAAAGUUUUGGUAGCCAACUGGCCUUAUUUGGAUACGAUGACUCCGAAUUGUCUGUACGGAUUAAACCUCACUUCUUUGACCAUCGCAAAUGCAAAUCUGACCACUAUUCCCUACGUGGCAUUGCGUCACUUGGUCUACUUGCGUUUCCUCAACCUGUCUUACAACCCGAUCCACACCAUUGAAGGAAAUAAACUCCAUGAUCUUCUUCGCUUGCAGGAGUUACAUUUGGUUGGAGGUAGACUGGCGAUGAUUGAACCCUAUUCUUUCCGUGGGUUGAACUACCUGAAGAUUUUAAAUGUGUCCGGGAAUUCACUUACCACUUUGGAGGAGUCAGCAUUCCAUUCGGUCGGGAAUCUUGAGACUUUAGCCUUGUAUGACAACCCGCUAGCUUGCGAUUGCCGGCUGCUUUGGGUGUUCCGUCGUCGCUGGAGACUUAAUUUCAACCGGCAACAACCUACCUGCGCCUCUCCCGAAUUCGUCCAAGGAAAAGAGUUCAAGGACUUCCCAGAUGUCCUGCAGCCGAACUACUUUACAUGUCGCAAGUCCAGAAUUCGGGAUCGCAAACCGCAGCAGAAGUUUGUCGACGAGGGGGCUAUUGUCCACUUUUCUUGUCAGGCCGAUGGAGACCCAGCUCCGGUGAUCAUGUGGUUGUCCCCUCAGAAAAAAUUCAUCACAACCAAAACCAUCGGACGGAUUUCAGUGUUACCAGAUGGUACUCUUGAGGUACGCUAUGCUCAAAUCCAGGACAACGGUACUUAUGUGUGCAUAGCUAGCAACGCAGGCGGGAACGAUACAUCUCUCGCCCACUUGCACAUUCACAGCUACUCCCCCGACUGGCCACAUCAACCCAACAAAACUUUCGCAUUUAUCUCCAACCAACCAGCAGACACCGGAGCAAACGAAACCCGACCAAACGUCCCCUUCCCUUUCGACAUAAAGACGUUGAUUAUCGCGACUACCAUGGGGUUCAUAUCGUUCCUCGGCGUGGUCUUGUUUUGCCUGGUGUUGCUGUUUCUCUGGAGCAGGGGUAAAGGUAACACGAAGCACAAUAUCGAGAUCGAAUACGUCCCGCGGAAAUCGGACGCUGGGAUGAGCAGCACUACGGUGGAUGCUCCUCGGAAGUUUAACAUGAAAAUGAUCUAAAACUGGAAUAUAAUCGUUUUGGACUUGUCGUAUAAGAAAAAGAGGAAGGCAAGACUCUAUCCUUUCUCUUACAAACCUGUGGAUCCUGGUCUGUUAACAUAAGAAGUAACUUUUUUCUCCUGACUGAAUCACGAUAGAGAGGACUACAUUUCUAAAGCAAGAGGGACCGAUGGUGCGUUCGGUGUUUCAGAGCACAAUUUGUUUUUCACAGCCCAUAAUUACAUCAAAUCAGCUAGAAUCCGUUAUAGGAAAAACAAAUUCAAUACAUUUAAAUGGACAGAAAGUUUUAAAUUGAUUGAAUUGAGUUUGCGUUUGCUAUGGAGCCUACCUGGACGACUGAGGGGUUACACAGACAUUCAAAUCAGUUCAAAUUUAAAAUACGGGAAACGCUUCAUGCAGAUAAAUACGACGAUAUAAUUUGACUGUGUUAACGUCUGUUUUCAUUUCAGUGCAUUUUUCUUUCUGAGGUUAGAUGUCGAGUUUUAAAUUGGCUUUGUAUGGGCUGAUGAGUACACUGAUACAUGUUGACCCGUUUGAAGCACACAAUUAUACCAACACAUUAGCGGCACGUUGCAGAGUGCGCUUUGUUAUUCCCCUUAUGUUUAGUGAUGACUGUUCUGUACUUAAUGUAUUGUUGUUUUACGCAAAGACCAUGCCCCAGCAAUUAGUCUUAACAUGCUAAACACAACAGCGCAAGAGUUCAACAAUGGAACAAAUGUACUGACGAUAACUGCCUCUAUCCUUAAAGUGCAUAUAACAUAAGGUUAGACUCGUCAUUUCAAUAAAACAUAGUUGAACAUUGUUAUAUUUAAGAUUAAAAAAUAAAAAAACAACACAGUUUCAUUCUAGUUUAAA
Messenger RNA from Periophthalmus magnuspinnatus, 2721 nucleotides. Its product is annotated as leucine-rich repeat and immunoglobulin-like domain-containing nogo receptor-interacting protein 1. Gene Ontology annotation, cellular component: plasma membrane. NCBI's taxonomy places the organism in Eukaryota, Metazoa, Chordata, Actinopteri, Gobiiformes, Gobiidae. Gene Ontology annotation, molecular function: protein binding. The record is from RefSeq and is a predicted model, not a curated record.